Gavia stellata (red-throated loon) is the source of this 2937-nucleotide messenger RNA. RefSeq names its product solute carrier family 41 member 3 (gene SLC41A3). Gene Ontology annotation, cellular component: plasma membrane. NCBI's taxonomy places the organism in Eukaryota, Metazoa, Chordata, Aves, Gaviiformes, Gaviidae. Gene Ontology annotation, biological process: monoatomic cation transport. Gene Ontology annotation, molecular function: monoatomic cation transmembrane transporter activity. Bases 828 to 2198 code for a protein of 456 amino acids. The record is from RefSeq and is a predicted model, not a curated record. The transcript has 11 exons.
GAGGUAUAGCUGGCAGAGACCGAUCGUUACAUCCCGCAGAGACCAUGGAGGGGACAUGAGGGGCUGCGGUCUGGAAGGGCAGAUCUUCUCUCACCAGCUGGCUUAGCUGUGUCACUUGCCUAGGGAUGAGACCUGUGUAAUAUCGUCAGCCAUGAGAAAUGUGGACUCAUGUUUUUCUUGACUUUUCUUCACCUUUAAGGAGAGGAAAAUGGAUCCUGGUUGUUAACUGCCCACCUCCUCGGCCUUGGGACAGUGAGAAAAGUUCGAUGUUGCUUAUGGUGUCAGUGAGGGAACUGGGACCAGUUCACAGCAGGCUUACAUAUUAAACCAUCGUAUCAAAGGCGAGCCGCAGUCUGACAAGAAAUGUAACCUGAGGAGAAAGGACACUAGUGCGUUUGAGCACGCUGAGGGAUUCUUGCAUGACCUGUCACUCUUUCAGUGCUGUAGCCUGAGCAGGUCUUACUGGUUUUUACCGAGUUGGUGGGAGCUGAAUGGGGUGUGGGCUGAUUUCUAUUCGUCCACAGACAUCUCUGCAAUCUUCUUUUCUCUUUUUUAAUUCCCCCCUGGAUAUAAAUCGGAGAAAUAGUGUCCGUCAAGUUUGCUGCCACCUGGGCUCAACCCAGCUGAAUCAAUUUUGGAGGAUACCCUUGCUGCAACCCUCUGGACGUGCUCCUAGGAGGAGGAGAAGCUAAAGCAAUUUGGCAUCAUUGCUGUAGCUUGAGGAAAAACAUUUCUUUUGACUUCGAAGAGAGCUACCAGGAGGAUCUGUGUGAUGUCCUGAUCUCCCCCCAUUUGCCCUGCUGAGCAUGGGGUAACGGUGUUUGACCAUGGUGGUCACCCAGUUACAAUUGGAACUGUGCUUCCAUGGCAAGAAACUGAGAGGUUUCACCUGCAAGUUGACCAGGUCAGCCAGUGGAUUUCUCCCAGAGACUUCAUUCUCCAUUGCCUCCCAGAUUUUCGUGCCGUUCCUUCUGGCUGGCUUGGGCAUGGUAGCUGCUGGCCUCUUGAUGGAUGUUGUUCAACACUGGGACGUGUUUCGGACAAUUACGGAAGUUUUUAUCCUGGUUCCUGCCUUGGUUGGCCUGAAGGGUAAUCUUGAGAUGACGCUGGCAUCCAGACUCUCUACUGCUGCUAACACCGGACAGAUGGAUGAUGCCCAGAAGCAAUGGAAAAUGGCCACCUGCAAUUUAGCCCUUAUCCAGGUCCAGGCCACCGUGGUGGGACUUCUGGCUGCUGUUGCUGCUGUGAUCCUGGGAGCCAUCUCCAAGGGCUCUGUGGAGCUGAGCCAGGCUGCCGUGCUGUGUGCCAGCAGCAUGACCACGGCCUUCAUAGCUGCGCUUUCUCUCGGUCUGGUGAUGAUUGGCGUGAUCAUCGGAGCAAGGAAAGUUGGGAUCAAUCCAGACAACGUCGCCACACCCAUAGCAGCCAGCCUUGGAGAUUUGAUAACCCUUUCCCUGCUGGCAGGAAUCAGCAGUACACUCUUCAAAUACAUAGAUAUAAACUAUAUGAAAUACCUUUCUCCUCUGAUCUGUGCUGUCUUUAUUGUUAUGAUCCCUCUCUGGGUUGCUAUCGCCAAGCAAAGUCCUUCCCUUGCUGAAGUCCUGAAAUCUGGAUGGCAGCCGGUCAUUGUUGCAAUGAGCAUCAGCAGCAUUGGUGGGCUCAUCUUGGACAAAACUGUAACUGACCCAAACUUUGAAGGCAUGGCUGUUUUCACACCUGUGAUUAAUGGUGUUGGAGGGAAUCUGGUCGCCAUCCAGGCCAGCCGUAUUUCCACAUUCCUGCACUUCUGGAGCAUGCCUGGAGUUUUGCCAUACAAGAUGAGGCAGAAUUGGCCCAACCCAUGCACCACAUUCUUCUCAUCAGAGGUGAAUUCCAAGUCAGCCCGAGUCCUGUUCCUCCUGGUUGUCCCAGGGCACCUUGUGUUCCUCUACACCAUCCAUCUGCUGCAGGGAGGCCACACGUCUCUGUCCUUCACCUUUGUGAUGUUCUAUCUGACUGCUGCUUUGCUGCAGGUGGGAAUCCUGCUCUACGUGGCUGACCUAAUUGUGCGCCUGAUGUGGAGGAAGGCGCUGGAUCCGGAUAAUUUUUCCAUCCCCUACCUCACUGCCCUGGGGGAUCUGCUAGGCACCGGAUUCCUGGCCGUCUGUUUCCGCCUGGUUUGGCUUGUCCACGGCGCAGACAUGAACCUGGGGAACUGAGAGACCAUGCGCUGCUCUGCAUCACUCGUGCGACAUGGUGCUUUCCUCUGGGACAACGGGGUACCUGGCGAUGACUGCUGGGUCGCCCGGCUGGAUUGGGCCUUCCCUGCCACCCCCAAUGCCUCAUCUCUCCUCCCCAUCGUGCCUUACAGCUGGGCUCGCCCGCCCUGAGGAUUCAGCACCCACAGACUUGCACUCUUGCAAGUGAGCAAGCCGGUUUCAAGCAGUGCCUGCUGCUCACGCCUGCACCCGGCAAAGAAGGCGUUAAGGAGCAUUUGGGCCAUUUGUAAUGAAUGAGCGUUUUGAUCGGUUUCAGUCCCUAGCACUGACACAGCCCACGAGGCCGCUCCAAAGCCUGCCGAGGUCACUGCAUCUGAUCCUGCAAGUGGAUGUUGCAACCUCUCCGUCCGACUCUGACUUUCCAUCAAGGGAAAUUCUUUAUUCGUCCCCCUUUUCUCUCCCGUCGCAUCCCUGGAGGAGAGCUAGCAGGUCUUUAAACCUGUCUGCCCUCCAUUGCUCAGACACUCAGGAACUGAUGCAGUGAGCUCCUCACUGGCUCAUGCUAGGUGGGAGGUUAUCUAGGGAUACCACCUACCUGCCCUGGCAGCAUCACUGUUGUCUGACUGACAAGCUGGACGAUUGCAUUUUGGGGGUAGGAAGGUUUGUUUUUACGGUUUAUGAAAUGUCCAGUAGUUAAAAUGUUUAUAGAAACACACACACAAAUAAAGUCGUUAAAAAA